Molecule: messenger RNA, 313 nt
Organism: Merops nubicus (carmine bee-eater)
Lineage: Eukaryota; Metazoa; Chordata; Aves; Coraciiformes; Meropidae
Product: sclerostin domain-containing protein 1-like
Biological process (GO): negative regulation of BMP signaling pathway; negative regulation of Wnt signaling pathway
Molecular function (GO): BMP binding
Source: RefSeq, a predicted model, not a curated record
AUGCCAAGCCUCUCCGAAUAUAUAAAGGAAACCUUCACGAGCAAUCAGAGUUACUGAGAAGAAGCAGAAGGCUUCAUCCAGCUCUGUCAGACAGAGGCUGAAACGACCAUGCUUCUCCCUGCCAUCCACUUCUAUGGCUUUCUCCUAGCUUGCAUCUUCACGAAAAGCUGCUUGGCUUUCAAGAACGAUGCCACAGAGAUACUUUACUCACACGUUGUGAACCCCGCCGCAGCGAGCCCGAGCAGCAACAGCACGUUGAACCAAGCCAGGAACGGGGGCAGGCACUACACCAGCAUGGGAUCCGACCGUAACA